Messenger RNA from Anthonomus grandis grandis, 2479 nucleotides. RefSeq lists its product as uncharacterized. The record is from RefSeq and is a predicted model, not a curated record. Lineage: Eukaryota; Metazoa; Arthropoda; Insecta; Coleoptera; Curculionidae. The transcript has 3 exons. Bases 628 to 2190 code for a protein of 520 amino acids.
UUUAACGGUAUUGAAAUAUGGAAAAAUUACUGGUACUUCGCUCGAAAGGUAUGGUACGACCUUACUGCGACGAAUGUGAAUCCUUGGUGGCCCUGGAACCUUUUUAUACCCACCGCAGGAAUUUGGAUGCCGACGACUCACGAACAUCCUCAGAACCAAUCGUUGAAUAAAAAUGCAAUUGGGGAAACUUAAUGAAAAUAGAGUUUUUCCUCAUGAAAACGGUGAAAACAGCGGGACAAAAGCUGGCCACAUGUGUACAAGAAAACCGAUUUUUCAGGAAAACCGCGGGAAACUGGAACAUGAUUUAUAUUAUAUUUUGCCAAUGUUAGGCAUUUGUGGUUCUUUAUUAUCCUAAGAAUAACCAGGGCUGAAAACAAUAAGGCCAGAGACAGAUUACAACAUAGUCAACGGAGAACUAGGUAUAACCUAUAAGAAAUCGAACCUUUCCAGGACACUAUCAAGCUAGAAACCUCUUUAAGUUCGUUUCUUUAUAUAUGUUUACAAUUAUAAACCUCUCCUGACUCACAGGUAAAGCUUAAAAUGUAUCUUUUUGUUAUGUAAAUUAUAAAUUUAGAAUAAAUUCUAAUUGCGAUCCUAUAGGUUUGAAAUCUUGAGUUUAGUUGUGGAAUGGGAUGGGAUGGGAUGAACAUUCAAAGUAAAACUAACAAAAUUAUAUCACAACUUUUUGAUAAAAAAAUGAUAUCGAUUGAACAACAAAAAUGGUUAAAAAUUAAUAAUGGUGUCGCUCCCAAAAUCUAUUUUUUACCAAAAAUUCAUAAAUUGGGGACACCACUACGACCCAUAGUUUCUUUUAUUGGUUCCCCUCUUUACAAUUUAACAAAACUUUUGUCCAACAUUUUACAACAUUUUUUUAUAAAAGAUGAACGAUAUGUGAAAAAUUCUUUUGAUUUCGCUAAUUACAUUAAAGAGCAAACAGUCCCUGAAGGUUAUAUUCUUGUAUCGUUGGAUGUUGUUUCUUUAUUUACUAAUAUACCGGUGGACCUAGUAACUGAUAUAAUCACCCAAAAGUGGCAUCUUAUCCGGCCUAAUACAUCGCUAGACCUUGAAACAGUUGUUUUUCUUUUUAAUUUUUGUAUUGAGAAUAAUUAUUUCCAACAUGGUGAAAAUUUCUCUACCCAAAUUUUUGGCCUAGGAAUGGAAAACUGCAUGUCCCCAAUAUGCUCAGACAUUGUAAUGGCACAACUACAAGAUCAGUGUAUUUCUGAACUAUCUUUUAAUGUACCUUUUUUCUGUAGGUACGUUGAUGACAUAAUCACGGCAAUUCCAAAUAAAAAAGAAAACGAAAUUCUAUCAGUCUUCAAUAGUUUCCAUCCACGUUUACAAUUCACUAUCGAACAAGAAAUUAACUGUAGUCUUCCAUUUUUGGAUGUUAAAGUCAUAAGAUCCACAGAUGGUACCAUAAAAACAGAUUGGUAUCAAAAACCAACUUUUUCAGAACGCAUUUUAAAUUAUUUUUCAGAACAUCCUAUGACACAUAAAAUAAAUGUAAUAAAAAACCUAAAACAUCGGUGCUUGAGACUUUCUAGUCCAGAAUAUCAAAGAAAAAACCUUCAUUAUGUUCAGACAAUUUUAAAGAAAAACAACUACCCCCUAUCAAUUAUUAAAAAAAUAAUUAACCACACCGAGAACAUUACUCAAAAUAUUACACGAAACAAUGAAAAUAAUCAAUUGGCUUAUUUCAAAAUUCCUUACAUUAACACACUUUCUCAUAAAAUUAAAAAGACCAUACAAUCAAAAUCUGACGUAAUUAAAAUCUCAGAAAAAAAUGAAAACUCGGUAAGAAAACAUUUCUUUACGAAGCUUAAAACUAAAGACGCCUUUGAUUUACAUUCUAACAUUAUUUAUAAAAUACCUUGCUCUGGGUGUGAUGUGUGUUACAUUGGUCAGACGGGUAGAUAUUUGAGGCAGCGCCUAUACGAGCAUGAGUAUGAUUGUAGGAAUUUAGCCCUUAAAAAAAACCCUACUGCUUUAGCUGAGCACAAAAUGAAUACAGGACACAAUUUUAAUUUUGGCAAGACUACAAUUAUGGGCCAACAGCAGCUUUUUAAAAAGAGACUUCUAGCCGAAAUGAUAAACAUAAAAAAACAUAAUAAUGCGGUAAAUAAAAGAACGGAUAUAGACAAUCUAAGUUCUUCUUAUUUUAAUCUAAUAGAUCAAAUCAAAAUGUAAACUUUUGGGACUGUUUUGGUUCUUAUCGCAAAAAAGAAUGCGUCUAUUGUGUUCUCGCAUACCCGGUUUUUCUGGCUAGAUGCUAAAUUAUUUUUGUACACCGUAGAAUCAAUUUUAAAGCAACUGUCUGUGAUACAACCCAUCAUUUUAAACCGUUUUUGUUAAAAAAUUUUAUAUAUUCUAUGUUACCUGUGUGUCCUGUAAACAUGAUUUUUUAUGACAAGCAAAAUCACACUGUUAUGUAAGCAAUUUUAUCAUUUUUUUUUUUGUGUAUCUUUUUAAUUCAAAU